Lampris incognitus (smalleye Pacific opah) is the source of this 1181-nucleotide messenger RNA. RefSeq names its product nudix (nucleoside diphosphate linked moiety X)-type motif 4b (gene nudt4b). Bases 289 to 846 code for a protein of 185 amino acids. Gene Ontology annotation, molecular function: bis(5'-adenosyl)-hexaphosphatase activity; bis(5'-adenosyl)-pentaphosphatase activity; diphosphoinositol-polyphosphate diphosphatase activity. The transcript has 5 exons. The record is from RefSeq and is a predicted model, not a curated record. Gene Ontology annotation, biological process: diphosphoinositol polyphosphate metabolic process; diadenosine hexaphosphate catabolic process; adenosine 5'-(hexahydrogen pentaphosphate) catabolic process. Lineage: Eukaryota; Metazoa; Chordata; Actinopteri; Lampriformes; Lampridae. Gene Ontology annotation, cellular component: nucleus; cytoplasm.
AGAGCCUUCUCCAUCCAUCAAUCUGUCGCUAUCUAGACAGCAGUACCACGUGGUACAGCUCGGAGAGGUACGAUUACUGCAAAUGGGAAAAUAUCGCUGCGUAGUUUGACGAGCCCUCUCAAGCUCUCGCUGCAGGACCGUCUGUCUACUGAUGCUUGGCUUUCCCUCCGACACAUAGAGCAACAGCGAUGCGGUGACACCCCCCACCCCCAUCCCUAACCCCUACCCCCCACCUCGACGACUCGAUUUGCCGGCUGCCCAGCUCUCCGUCGGAGGAGAACCGGACCCAUGAUGAAGUUCAAGCCGAACCAGACCAGGACGUACGACGGCGAGGGCUUCAAGAAGCGCGCGGCGUGCCUGUGCUUUAAGAACGAGCGGGAGGAGGAGGUCUUGCUGGUUAGCAGCAGCAGGCACCCGGACCAAUGGAUUGUCCCUGGAGGAGGGAUGGAGCCCGAAGAAGAACCGUGCGGCGCUGCAGUGCGGGAGGUCUUUGAAGAGGCUGGCGUGAAGGGCAAGCUAGGACGUCUGCUGGGUGUGUUUGAGCAAAACCAAGAUCGUAAACAUCGGACGUAUGUGUACGUGUUGACCGUCACUGAAACACUGGAGGCCUGGGAAGAUUCAGUUAACAUUGGCCGCAAGCGGGAGUGGUUCACCGUGGAGGAAGCCAUCAAGGUGCUGCAGAGGAACAAACCCGUCCAUGCCGAGUAUCUCCGGAGGCUCCAGCUCAGCUGCUCUCCAGCCAAUGGGAACACCUUGCUUCCAAGCCCGCCUCCAAACGACAACUACCCCCAUUACAGCGCAACAUCCCCCUCGGCAGCCACUGUUUUGGGGUCCUCGUGCAGAUAGGACUGUCCCUUAAACUCCCUCAGCUUGUCCAACCUCUUAACCUGGACAAUCCACAGAAAGUCUGUACAGUCUACACUAUUUUUGCAUGUAUCUAUGAAGUUGCAGAAUUUCGGCUAUCACGUAUCUUAAAUUGCUGCUCUUAACACCCCCCUGGACAGACCAAAGCCACUGUCUGAACUGUGUUAAUGACCCGUGUAAUGAAGUCGGAGAAGUCCAAAGCAAUCCACAGCAAUGCCUUGCUUGGCUUUUACUGGUUGUACCCGGUUAUGGCGCUGACAAACAAAGGACUCAUGCAAUGGAGACCGGGACGGGAACCGCCCUAUGAGGAAACAGUA